Clarias gariepinus (North African catfish) is the source of this 1794-nucleotide messenger RNA. Its product is annotated as putative methyltransferase NSUN7. The transcript is spliced from 11 exons. Lineage: Eukaryota; Metazoa; Chordata; Actinopteri; Siluriformes; Clariidae. Bases 1 to 1794 code for a protein of 597 amino acids. Gene Ontology annotation, molecular function: methyltransferase activity. The record is from RefSeq and is a predicted model, not a curated record.
AUGCAUAAGCUUGGAUUUCCUGAUCGUGUAUAUGCACAAGCAGCCGAUGUUUUCCAAGCAUCGUGCAUAGAGGAGACCCUGGAUGACGGCGCUAUCCAUUAUGCUCCCGUCCCACACUUCGCUAUGGGAGACUCUGGGAAUAAGCAGAACACAAAGCAAGUUGAGCUUUGGGCUUAUGAACUGGCAUUCAACACUCACAAAUUCCGAGCGCUGUUGGAGGACGUCCUGACAGACAGCUGCUUUCAGGCGACUCAACAUCUGCCGGAUGACCUCAUGGCCCUGGCGAUGGUCAUGCUGUAUGACCUGCAGGACAGAAAGUUCCAGCCCAGAAAGCCAAUGACAAGAGAAGGGGAGAAGCCUGUAGAGGAAGUGAGGCUGGUGGAGGACAGCCUCGUCAGGUUUAGGACAAAGCUUGCGGCUUCACUGGCUCGCUUUAGAAUCAAGCAGGAUCUGUUGUGUAUUGAGGACGUUCUGCCAAAACAUGUGAAGGAAAAGCACCUGAGAAAACAUAAACUACCCAUCUGUGCUUGGGUCAAUACAAUCAAGAGCAGCUUGGACGAAGUGUGUGUGGCUCUGAAGACACAGGGCUUCGUCCAGGUGGAUUCACACACACGUUUGGAAGGCAGGGUGUUCUGUAAGGACACACACUGUCCUGAUGUCCUGCUGUUUCCGCACCAAGCGCGAGAACUUCUGGACAAGACGACACUGCUGACAGAUCACACGCUUAUAAUACAGGAGAAGUCCCGCAGUCUGGCUGUGUCUGCGUUGCGCCCCCUGUUGGCUAAAAACACAGAUAUUCUAAUGGCAGGAUCGUUCUCUGCACACACCGUGGCUCACGUCGGCAUCCAGGCUUCUGUCUUUUCCAACCAUGUGUAUGUCUGUGGGUUCCCUACUGACUCCGCCCACAGGGAGGAGUUACAGGCGACACUGUCUCGAGUCGGCUGCAAAAAUGUUCGUUUGCUGCCGGAACAAUUUGCCGAGCUGAGCGAAGCCGAUUCUCGUCUCCAGAAGGUUCGACUUGUUCUCGUGUUGCCCAGAUGUACGGCUUCAGCGCUUACUGACCCAGUAGCUCAUAUUAUUCAUGAAGACGGAGACAGGAAGUUGUUGCAGCAUCUGUCUCAGGGUGUUGUAUCUGAUGCAAAACUGGAGCCCCUGAUCAAAAAACAGAUACAAGAUCUGAGCCAUGCCCUGACCUUUCCCAAGGUGCACGGCGUGGUGUACUGCACAUGCUCAGUGUUUGCAGAAGAGAAUGAGCUGGUCGUCAAAAGGGCAAUGAAGAACGCUGUGGUCAGAACCAAGUUGCGACCGUUCAGGAUAGUAUCUACAGGAAGGACAGAGGCCUCCGGCACCUGCGAGGGCUGCUUUCUCUGCGUGCUGAAGCGAGAGGAAGCAGAAAGCGUACAGGACAUACUGGUCCGUGCAGCAGCAAAAGGUCUUCUGAACGGACUGGCUCUUCCUCAAACACAAACACCAGCUCCAUCAACUCCUUCACUUCCUUCUCAAGCUGACCCCAGUGUCUCCAAGCAGCUCCACACCGACAUCCCAGGAUGUGGCGUAGAACCUACAGAGCCCUCACGCCAGCCUUCCCCUGGCCUAAGUGACGGUUCUGCAGAUCUGCAUCAGUCUUUCAAAGAUAUGAAUCAGAAAAAAAAGAAGAAAACUCGCAGGCGGAGAGUUAGAAAACCGCAACCCAGUAGCGGAGUGAAGGCGAAGAGUGGUACGAUGCACAAGCGCGGGACACACUCGUCCCGCAAGAAAGCGCCUCGAGUUCAGCCUUUAAAGACCAGCAUCUGA